CGGCGGCGGCUGAGGCGGCGGCAGAGGCGGCUGAGGAGGCAGCGGCUGAGGAGCAGCGGCUAAGGAGUAGCGGCGGCGGCGGCAGCUCGGAGCAGGCGGGCCCGGAGCGUGAGGCGGCGGCGGCGGAGCGAAGCGAGCUCGAGAGCCGGCAGCACCAUGGUGGACUACCACGCGGCGAACCAGCCCUACCAGUACGGCCCCAGCAGCGGCGCCGGCGGCAACGGCGGCGGCGGCGGCGUCGGUGACUACAUGGCCCAGGAAGACGACUGGGACCGCGACCUGCUGCUCGACCCGGCUUGGGAGAAGCAGCAGCGCAAGACUUUCACAGCAUGGUGCAACUCUCACUUGCGGAAAGCUGGCACCCAGAUCGAGAACAUCGAUGAGGAUUUCAGAGAUGGACUCAAACUCAUGCUCCUCUUAGAGGUGAUUUCAGGGGAACGGUUACCUAAACCAGAGCGAGGGAAAAUGAGAGUGCACAAAAUUAACAAUGUGAACAAAGCCCUGGACUUCAUUGCAAGCAAAGGUGUCAAGCUGGUCUCCAUAGGAGCUGAAGAGAUUGUGGAUGGAAAUGCAAAGAUGACACUCGGAAUGAUUUGGACCAUUAUCCUUCGGUUUGCCAUCCAGGACAUCUCAGUAGAAGAGACCUCUGCCAAGGAGGGUCUCCUUCUCUGGUGUCAGAGAAAGACUGCUCCAUACAAGAAUGUCAACGUGCAGAACUUCCACAUCAGCUGGAAGGAUGGUCUCGCGUUCAACGCCCUGAUCCACAGGCAUAGGCCGGAGCUGAUAGAGUAUGACAAGCUGCGCAAGGAUGACCCUGUCACAAACCUGAACAAUGCCUUUGAAGUCGCUGAGAAGUAUCUAGAUAUCCCCAAGAUGUUGGAUGCAGAGGAUAUUGUGGGCACUCUGAGGCCCGAUGAGAAGGCCAUCAUGACAUACGUGUCCUGCUUCUACCACGCUUUCUCGGGGGCUCAAAAGGCUGAGACUGCUGCUAACAGGAUCUGCAAGGUGCUGGCUGUCAAUCAAGAGAAUGAGCACCUGAUGGAGGAUUAUGAGAAGCUGGCUAGUGACCUGCUGGUAUGGAUCCGACGUACCAUUCCUUGGCUAGAAGACCGUGUGCCUCAGAAGACAAUCCAAGAGAUGCAGCAGAAACUCGAGGACUUCCGCGAUUAUCGUCGGGUGCACAAACCACCCAAAGUGCAGGAGAAAUGCCAGCUGGAGAUCAACUUCAAUACUCUGCAGACCAAACUUCGCCUGAGUAACCGUCCUGCUUUCAUGCCCUCUGAGGGCAAGAUGGUGUCAGACAUCAACAAUGCUUGGCAGCACCUGGAGCAGGCAGAGAAGGGCUUUGAGGAGUGGCUGCUCAAUGUGAUUCGGCGGCUGGAGCGGCUGGAUCACCUGGCAGAGAAGUUUGGGCAAAAAGCCUCUAUCCAUGAAGCGUGGACUGAUGGCAAAGAGGCCAUGCUGAAACAGAAGGACUAUGAGACAGCCACCCUUUCCGACAUCAAAGCCCUCAUCAGGAAACAUGAGGCUUUUGAGAGCGACCUGGCAGCUCAUCAGGACCGCGUGGAACAAAUUGCUGCCAUUGCCCAGGAGCUGAACGAACUGGAUUAUUAUGAUUCCCCAAGUGUCAAUACUCGGUGCCAGAAGAUUUGUGACCAGUGGGAUGCCCUUGGCUCGCUGACACAUAGUCGAAGAGAAGCUCUUGAGAAAACAGAGAAACAGCUGGAAACAAUUGACCAGCUGCACCUGGAAUAUGCCAAGCGUGCGGCGCCAUUCAACAAUUGGAUGGAGAGUGCAAUGGAGGAUCUACAAGACAUGUUCAUUGUCCACACCAUUGAGGAGAUUGAGGGCCUCAUUGCAGCCCAUGACCAGUUUAAGUCCACUCUGCCGGAUGCUGACAAGGAGCGGGAGGCCAUCCUAGCCAUCCAUGGAGAAGCCCAGAGGAUUGCUGAAUGUAACCAUAUCAAGCUGUUGGGGAGCAACCCCUACACCACUGUUACCCCCCAGAUCAUCAACUCCAAGUGGGAGAAGGUCCAGCAGCUCGUGCCAAAGCGGGAUGAUGCCCUGCUGGAGGAGCAGAGCAAGCAGCAAUCCAAUGAGCGCCUCCGCAGGCAGUUCGCCAGCCAGGCCAACAUUGUGGGGCCAUGGAUCCAGACCAAGAUGGAGGAAAUUGGGCGCAUUUCCAUUGAGAUGAAUGGUACCCUGGAGGACCAGCUGAACCACCUGAAGCAGUAUGAGCAGAGCAUCGUGGACUAUAAGCCCAACCUGGAUCUCCUGGAACAGCAGCACCAGCUCAUUCAAGAGGCCCUCAUCUUUGACAACAAACACACCAACUACACUAUGGAGCACAUUCGUGUGGGCUGGGAACAGCUCCUCACCACCAUUGCCAGAACCAUCAAUGAGGUGGAGAACCAGAUCCUGACCCGGGACGCCAAAGGGAUCAGCCAGGAGCAGAUGCAGGAGUUCCGGGCAUCGUUCAACCACUUUGACAAAGAUCACGGCGGGGCGCUGGGGCCUGAGGAGUUCAAAGCAUGUCUCAUCAGCCUGGGCUACGAUGUGGAAAAUGAUCGACAGAAGCAAACUGGCAGCAUGGACACUGAUGACUUCCGAGCUCUGCUUAUCUCCACGGGAUACAGCCUGGGGGAUGCUGAAUUCAACCGCAUCAUGAGCGUUGUGGACCCCAACAACAGUGGCAUCGUGACAUUCCAAGCCUUCAUUGACUUCAUGUCCCGAGAGACCACCGAUACAGACACAGCUGACCAAGUCAUUGCUUCCUUCAAGGUCCUGGCUGGAGACAAGAACUUCAUCACAGCUGAGGAGCUUCGGCGAGAGCUGCCCCCGGACCAGGCCGAGUACUGCAUUGCCCGCAUGGCUCCCUACCAGGGCCCAGACGCUGCUCCUGGGGCCUUGGAUUACAAAUCCUUCUCCACAGCCCUGUAUGGCGAGAGUGACCUGUGAGCAUCUGCCCCCCCCCCCCCCUCACUGAGGAGACUCAGCGACCAGACCGCCCUCCCUGCCCUCCGGCUCUGGGUGGGGGGGCCUAGCCCCAAGCCCCCCUCUUCCUCCAGGGGCUGGCUUGCUGUAGUCCAAUUUUCUCUGAACUGACCAGGUAUCUAUGCAAAGUGCACUCACAUUCAUUCUCUCUCUCUUUCUUUCCUUUUUGUGGGAGGGGGAGAAGGGACAGGAUCUCUCCUCUCUCCUACCUGAUUGGCCAGGAGUUCCCCAGCCUGGGGCAGGGGUAAUGGUGAAGGGGGAGUGUAGAGUAAGUCAUUCUGGUCUGUUAUAAAUAUAUAUAAUAUAUAUAUUUUUUGAACUAAGCCGAGGUGAUAGCCUCAUGAAAUGAAGAAGACUGGCCUCCUUCCCCGAACUGCACAGCACUAUGCUAACAUGUCUCCUCAGCCUCACUGUCACCCUGGCACACGCCCACCCCCAGCACACACAGAUGUAUACACUAUUCCCCUUGUCAUUGCAGAAGAUAAACCCAUCCCCUCCUCCACAGGGUCCUAUUCCAGCUUGUUCCCUUCAGGGCCAAAGACCACGUGCCUUGUCUAGGAUCCCCCUUGGGUCCGCUCCUCUGAUGGGACAAAGGGAUGCCGCAGACUGGGUACCUCCUCAGCUGCUUCCCGAGAAGGGCUCCCACAGAGCCCCCUCUCCCUCUCUGCUACUUUUGUUUCUUUCCAUCAUUAUCUCCCCUCCCCCUACUUUUCUUCCCCAUAAAGAUGCUUCCAGAGGGACCAGGGCAGCUUAGAUCAUGGUCAUUUAUUGGUGUCGGGGAGUCUCGGGGAGCCACAGCUGGAGAGGGGCUGGGGUCGGUGGGGGGGUGGGGCAGUAUAGUAGGCAGAGUCACAGAGAAAUGUGUCAUGGAAAUGGGCCUGAGCCUGGUGGAGAGAGAGGUGGCCGUUGUGCUCUGGCCCAGCUUCCCCAACAGCCCCUUGCUACACAUCCCACUCUCCCUUGGGCUGGGCUCUGUCCCUCAGCAAGUUUUCUAAGGACCAAAAAAUUUUAAAAAAUUAAAAAAAAAAAUCCCCACAAAAACUUUUAAAAUAAUUAAAAACUUUCAGAGAGUUACUAUUUACUUUAUUAACUUACGGAUUUAUUAUAUAAAUAUAUAUUCACCUAGCAACAUAUAUUUGCCGUCUUUCUUGGUCUUGUAAUUAAGAUAUCAGCUGAUUAUCAUAACUCCCCUUUGCCUUCCUCUUUCCCUCCCCCUUCCCUUACCCCCUUUAUUGUUUUCCCUCUUCUUUGUUGUCUUUUGUCAGGGACUAGUCUUUGGGGAUUCCCCCUGAUGGGAGGGUCUGGGGGGGCCUGGCUUAGGGGAAAAAAAAGGCUGGGCUGGCUGCUUCUCUGUUUGUGGUUUUGUUCUUUCUUUCUUUCUUUUUUUUUUUUUUUGGCGUUCAUUCUCAUUAAUUUUUUUUUCUUGAAAAAUUAAGACAAUAAAAUGUGUAAUAUUUUUAAGAACGAUUUUCCAAAAUGUACUCUACUUCUGUCCCUCUUUUCUGUUUAUUUAAUGU
Molecule: messenger RNA, 4511 nt
Organism: Dromiciops gliroides (monito del monte)
Lineage: Eukaryota; Metazoa; Chordata; Mammalia; Microbiotheria; Microbiotheriidae
Gene: ACTN4
Product: actinin alpha 4
Exons: 22
Coding region: 157-2958 (933 amino acids)
Biological process (GO): actin cytoskeleton organization; muscle cell development
Cellular component (GO): cortical actin cytoskeleton; cell projection; Z disc
Molecular function (GO): calcium ion binding; actin filament binding
Source: RefSeq, a predicted model, not a curated record